GUUCAGUCAAAUAUAGAGUAAACUAAAAUUUGAUUACUUAUUAUUCAUCAAUAAUAUUUUUGAAUUUGUAAGACCCAUUUAUUAUUAUUUUAUGAUUUAUUCUUAAUAACCAAAUAUUUUAAAAGUACAGAAUACAUUUGAGAGAAUUUGAGUUCAUAACUCAAAAUAUCAGCGAAAACUUCUUCUUUUAAUAAAUGGCCUCUUCAGUGUACAAUCAGGCAAUAUAUUUUCAUAGAUAUAAGGAUUAUGUUCUGUUUCACAAUUAAAUAGGUUAAAUUUAAUUUUGACGUUUAAUAUGUAAAUAUAGCUGGCUCAUCCAAAAAGUUUAUAAUAGAAUUUUAAAAAUGUCUGAAGCCAGUGUCUGUGUACUAGCCUUAAAUGGAAGAAGACAAAUAGUUAAAUGUACCCCAAAUACAACAAUUUUACAAAUUUUGGAAGAAGUCUGUAAAAAACAAAACUUGAAAUCUGAUGAUUAUGAUUUAAAACACCAUAAUAAAAUAUUGGAUACUACAACAACUUUUAGAUUUUCAGGAUUGCCUAAUAAUGCACAAUUAGAAUUGGUUGCUGCAACUAAAACAAGAUUACAGUCUGAAGUUAUGCUGGCAGUAAGUUUAGAAAAUGGAAACAGACUGACGGGUAAUUUUAGUCCUAACGAUAAUCUUUUUAAUAUUCUUUCUAAAAUAUACCCAGAAUGUUUAGAACAAGGAAAGAGUCCUGUAGUUAUAUAUACAAGACGUGAAAUAUAUGGUCAAGAACUCGCAAUUGUUACUUUAAAAAGUCUAGGUUUAACAGGGGGAAGAGCAAUGAUUAGAGUAAUUAAUAAAAAUCCAGAAGAAUUAAAAAUACAAGCCAAUGUUGCUGUACCUCUACCUUCAAAACCAAUAGAAGAAAAACCAUAUGUGAGAAAAUUCCAACCGUUAGAAGAAACUCUACCAAACCACCAAUCCCCAAUAGUGACUAGGAGAGACAGUGGAUCAGAAUCAGAUAGAUCAGAUACACCAAAAGUAGAAAAAAUCCAGAAAAAACAGAAUGUAGAUUUGAUCAAACUUGCAAGGGAGAAGAGAAAAAACAAUGAAACAUUAACAUCACACGUAAAAGACGAAAGAAGUGUUCCAGAGAAACAAAAGAAGACUUCAAAAUUGGAAAACUGCGUUUGUACCAAGAAAGAAAUAGAUGACCAUAUGGAUUGUUUUGAGAAAUGUAAGGAAGAGUGUAAUAUGGAAACAGAUGAAAUUAAAGAUGAUAUUAUCUUUUUGGGAAAGAGAAAUGCCUUGUUGUUUUCCCCAGAAACAGCUUCAGCAGUACCCAGUGAAGACCUUCCUGAUGAUUUCUUUGAUCUAACAAUAGAUGAUGCUAAAAAGUUACUUAAGGAUGUCAAGAAAGAACUUCACAACAUAGAGAAUAGUCCACUUUUAACAUCAAAUUUGAGAAAUUUGGAAGAAUCGAAAAAACAAUUGAGAAGUUUGAGCAUUUAUAAGAAAACCAUUAUAAGGAUAAAGUUUCCUGAAAGAGUUGUAUUGCAAGGAACUUUUGCACCAUCAGAUACUAUAAGGGAUGUUAUUGAAUUCAUUAGAGAUUAUUUGGAAAAUAAAUCGUUGAGAUUUUAUGUUUAUUCAACACCACCAAAAUGUAUUUUAGAAGAAAGUAAGAGACUAAUAGAGCUUGGAUUUGUGCCAGGGGCACUAAUUCAUUUUGGUACUUACGAACAGGGAUCAAAAUACUUUCUUAGAAAAGAUUUAAAAGACAAGUUUACUAGUAACUCUGUGGCAAGUUUGGCUGCUGCAAAAAUUAGGAGAGAAAAUACAAGGAAAUGUAAUGUGAUGGAUGAGGAUGUUGAUACGUAUGAAAUGACAAAAGUCACACCUAUGGUAGUUGUAAAUGAAGGUGCAAGUACCAGCUCAGGUAUUACUCAUGAAAGGAAAAUACCUACACCUACAGAAAAUAUACCAAAGUGGUUCAAGCCACUGUAAACUAUUUGCUUGAAUUAGGAAUAAAUUUGUUUGUUUCUUUUCAUCAUUUUGUCAAAAAUGUUGUUAAUUGUUCGUGUAAAACUUCAAAUAAGAGAAUAAAUGUUAAUUUUUCAGCUGGAA
Diorhabda sublineata is the source of this 2090-nucleotide messenger RNA. RefSeq names its product tether containing UBX domain for GLUT4. The record is from RefSeq and is a predicted model, not a curated record. NCBI's taxonomy places the organism in Eukaryota, Metazoa, Arthropoda, Insecta, Coleoptera, Chrysomelidae. Gene Ontology annotation, molecular function: protein binding. The transcript is spliced from 5 exons. The coding region runs from base 345 to 1970 and encodes 541 amino acids.